CCCCGUCCCCUGCGGCCGCCACCGCCAACGCCGCCGGGACUGGAGCGCUGACACCACUACAUCCGCGGGUUUCCAGGCAGCCCGGAUCCGGGCCUUUAUUUCUCGCCUGCAGCGCUCAGCGCCGCGCCUCGAAAACAAUAGAAGACUGAGCUAGGAGACAGAUCACCGAGUGACAUGAAAAUGAGACGCCUUUCCAGGCCAAACACCAGAGCACCCUAGAAAGCAUAAUUAAAAGAAUGCUCAUGUUUGACCCAGUCCCUGUCAAGCAAGAGGCCAUGGAUCCUGUCUCGGUGUCAUACCCGUCUAAUUACAUGGAGUCGAUGAAGCCCAACAAGUAUGGCGUCAUCUACUCCACACCGUUAUCUGAUAAGUUCUUCCAGACCCCAGAAGGCCUGUCGCACGGGAUGCAGAUGGAGCCGGUGGACCUCACCGUGAACAAGCGGAGCUCGCCGCCCUCUGCCGGGAACUCCCCCUCCUCCCUGAAGUUCCAGUCCUUGCACAGGAGAGCCUCGCCGGGGCUGAGCCUGCCCUCGUCCAGCCCACCGGGGAAGAAGUACUCGCCGCCGCCGCCGCCCGGCGUGCAGCCCUUCAGCGUGCCACUGUCCAUGCCGCCUGUGAUGGCUGCGGCCCUCUCCCGCCACGGCAUCCGGAGCCCCGGCAUCCUGCCCGUCAUCCAGCCUGUUGUCGUGCAGCCCGUCCCCUUCAUGUACACCAGCCACCUCCAGCAGCCGCUCAUGGUCUCCCUGUCGGACGAGAUGGAAAAUUCCAGUAGUAGCAUGCAAGUCCCUGUAAUUGAAUCAUAUGAGAAGCCUCUAUUACAGAAAAAAAUUAAAAUAGAACCUGGGAUCGAACCACAGAGGACAGAUUAUUAUCCUGAAGAAAUGUCACCCCCUUUAAUGAACUCAGUGUCCCCCCCGCAAGCACUGUUACAAGAGAAUCACCCUUCAGUCAUCGUGCAGCCCGGGAAGAGACCUUUACCUGUGGAAUCUCCAGACACCCAGAGGAAGCGGCGGAUACACAGAUGUGAUUAUGAUGGAUGCAACAAAGUAUACACUAAAAGCUCUCACUUGAAAGCACACAGAAGAACACAUACAGGAGAAAAACCCUACAAAUGUACAUGGGAAGGAUGCACAUGGAAAUUUGCUCGGUCUGAUGAACUCACGAGACAUUUCCGAAAACAUACUGGAAUCAAACCCUUCCAGUGUCCAGACUGUGACCGCAGCUUCUCCCGCUCCGACCACCUUGCCCUCCAUAGGAAACGCCACAUGCUCGUUUGAAUGCCUCUAUCUCCCGCCUCAGCGUGGCUCCCACUCUCCCAGCUCUCUCUCUGUCCUCCCUCCCAUUAUCUAACUCAUCUUUUUACAUGUACAUUUUAAUUUUGAUUCAGCUGGUCUGAAUCUCUGAAUUUAUAUCAUUCAAACUUCCAUAUGGUCAGUAGUAAAUAUUCUCUAAUCCUUCCUCUCCUUACCACGGGUCAGACCUAAAGAAUGUGAACACUUUUUUUUUUUUUUUUUCCGGGGAUGCUAAGCAAACCCUUCUUAGAGAUAUGUUUAAUGUAAUGAAAGCAAGGGAACAUGUAAACUAACAUAACCAAUUGUUUCUCCAUGUAAUCCUCAAAAGAAUGUCAAAGUAAAUGUAUUAGAAAUAC
Molecule: messenger RNA, 1648 nt
Organism: Kogia breviceps (pygmy sperm whale)
Lineage: Eukaryota; Metazoa; Chordata; Mammalia; Artiodactyla; Physeteridae
Gene: KLF3
Product: KLF transcription factor 3
Biological process (GO): regulation of transcription by RNA polymerase II
Molecular function (GO): RNA polymerase II cis-regulatory region sequence-specific DNA binding; DNA-binding transcription factor activity, RNA polymerase II-specific
Source: RefSeq, a predicted model, not a curated record